AUGACCGUCAGCCAACGUUCCGUCCAGGGCCCUGAGCCGACCCCGACUGAUGAAAAGAGCGCUCAGAGCAAAGAAUCUUCGGGGCAAGAGGGUGUCAUCAAAGGUAGGACCAAACGAGACAACGCGAUAUGGCAGAAUGUUAUCCGCACAGUCGAACACGACAUCGCCAAGGAGACCGAAGGCAACUGUUUGGAGAACAAUCGAGCCGUUCUCGCUUUCAUUCAGGAGCACGGAUAUCCAGACGGAAAAGCAUGGGACGAAGGGGACCCCGAAUACAGGAUAUGGGCCAUGGAUGGCUUGGCGAGAUGGAGGGAUAUUGUGUGCUCCCGCCGAGGCGUUUUCAACCGAGGUGUCAACAAAGGUGACGAUAACUGCUGA
This is a messenger RNA of Diaporthe citri, 378 nucleotides long. RefSeq lists its product as uncharacterized. The record is from RefSeq and is a predicted model, not a curated record. Bases 1 to 378 code for a protein of 125 amino acids. NCBI's taxonomy places the organism in Eukaryota, Fungi, Ascomycota, Sordariomycetes, Diaporthales, Diaporthaceae. The transcript is spliced from 3 exons.